Messenger RNA from Lasiosphaeria miniovina, 1878 nucleotides. Its product is annotated as Zinc/iron permease. Gene Ontology annotation, molecular function: zinc ion transmembrane transporter activity. Gene Ontology annotation, biological process: zinc ion transmembrane transport. The transcript has 3 exons. The record is from RefSeq and is a predicted model, not a curated record. Lineage: Eukaryota; Fungi; Ascomycota; Sordariomycetes; Sordariales; Lasiosphaeriaceae. Gene Ontology annotation, cellular component: plasma membrane. Bases 181 to 1545 code for a protein of 454 amino acids.
GGGCGGAUGGAUCUCAGUGUUCCAGAACCUGGAAUGUGGGCCAACUUGCAGGCAGUUACGGACGUAUCGUCUUUCUCUAAACUGCCAACUUGCAACGUCUCGACAUUGUCGCGAUUCCCAACUGGCACCCUGGCUGCCAGGAUAACAUGCCCGAGGCGAGACCACCUCGAUUAAAGGAGAAUGGAGACACUGAAUCUCCGAGCGAGUGACUUCUCGUGGUCCUCGAUUCCUACAGACUGGCUCCGCGCCGAGCUCUCGAAACGCGACGAUGUUGACAGUCGGCCGCAGUGCGGCUCUGGGAAGAGAGGGGAGUACGAUACCGGGCUGCAUGUAUUUGCCCUGUUCCUGAUUCUGCUACUGAGCACCGUGGCUUGCGGCUUCCCCAUCGUCUCCCGCCGACUGACCAAAGGCGGCAAGCGCCAGAAAACCUUGAUCUUCCUCUGUCAGCAUUUUGGAACGGGCGUGCUCAUGGCAACCGCCUUUGUCCACCUCCUGCCGACGGCCUUCAACUCCCUGACCGACCCAUGCCUCCCAUACGCCUUCAGCAAAGGCUACAAGCCACUGGCCGGUCUUAUAGCCAUGGUGUCCGCGCUUGUCGUCGUUGCGCUCGAGUCGUAUCUUACCACUCGCGGGGCCGGCCACUCGCAUUCACACAACAUAUGGGAGGAUGAGUCGGUUGACGAGCGUGAUGGCCUGGCAUCGAAUCUGCACGAGGAAGUGUUCUCUAGCUCUCGGGCCCAUGAGCACCGGCCCGCGAACAUCGCUCUCCACGAUGUGGGGUCCUCGGACGGCUUGGUCGCUGGUGCUUCUCCUCUCCCGGGGGGCACGCCGAGGGUUCAGACACCGCGUGAUGCGGGCAUGAAGGAGCGGGGUGUUGACUUGGGGGACGAUCCCGACCGAGCCUCGUUUGACCUUGAACUCACCCUUGACGAACUAGGCGCAAACGGGCACGACGAUUUGGACCUCCAGACGCAGCCGUUGAAUCAGCAGUCCUUUUGUGCAAAGCCGAGGUCCCAACCACAGCCUUCGGCGCAGAUUCCCAACGCCGAAGAGCAGAAACGCUUGCUCCUGCAAUGCGUGCUUCUCGAGGCCGGCAUCCUCUUCCACAGCAUCUUCAUCGGCAUGGCCUUGUCCGUGGCGACGGGCCCGACAUUUGCUGUCUUCCUGACCGCAAUCGCUUUCCACCAAUCGUUUGAGGGCCUUGCGCUGGGCACGCGCAUCGCUGCCAUCCACUUCCCCAAGUCAUCCCUGCGGCCGUGGCUCAUGGUUGUGGCAUUUGGGACUACAACACCAAUCGGCCAGGCCAUCGGCCUGUUCAUCCACCAGUUCUACGACCCCAUGAGCCAGAUGGGUCUCCUCAUGGUCGGCUUUAUGAAUGCCAUCUCUAGCGGCUUGCUGCUCUUUGCAGGCCUGGUCCAGCUGCUGGCCGAGGACUUUUUGGCGGAAAAGAGUUACACGACGCUGCGUGGUCGGAGGAGGGUGAGCGCCUUCCUUGCUGUCGUAGGGGGUGCGGGCCUCAUGUCUGCGGUGGGGGCCUUUGCAUAGUACUAAUUAUGUUGGAGUAUCACUUUUGGUUGUCACUUUUGGUUGUCGGCAUAGGCAUGGGGUUAGCAUGGACACUGAUAUUAUGCCACUGGCAGUGGCACUGCUCGAGGACGCUUGCACCGGUGGCGUUUUGAAAUUUUACAUCCGUGUAUUUUUCCUGAUGCUCGCAUCAAGGUCUUGGAAAUUGAUUUCGCAUUUUAACGUUCUCUUGGGUUUCCGGUUGUAGUUAACCUUCUGUCAUGGUUUGUUUUGUGUGUUUUGUGACUUGGUCUACGGCACCGGUCAAGCAGUGCUCGCACCUAAAACUAGUCGCCACCCGUAGCUAUUCUCGGG